UGCGAGUCGCUGAAAAACCGUCUUAAAAUGACUGGAUCUACUUUUUUAUUGAUGUUAUGCUGUUUUGUUUUUCAAGUUGAGGUAUUUCAAGGAAAGGUAACCUUCGUUGUCCAUAUCGAUGCAGUGAAAAGCGAUGGACGACUCAACGGUGGUGCCUGUUGUCAGAGUGUAUCUGAGACAAACUGUACCAAACUGUGUAAACCCGUCCUCACUGUAUGCCUUAGGAACAGAAGCUAUCUUUGUCUGACCAGCUUUACCACGACACUUGAUAUGAUACGAAAUGAUGUUGUGUAUGGAUUAAAAGUUGGGAAUACAACUAAUCCUCAAUAUCUGGAAGUCGAUAGCUGGAGUAAACAUGGAAACAAGAUCUCAGUUACCGUGAGAGAUCUACAAACAUCCUCUCGGCCACUCAUCUACAAGACAGAGUUCUCUGACGUCAACCUAAGGAUAGGUCACAACAUAUUGUCUCAGAACUGGCAGCAGAAGAAGUUGGUAGCAAAUUAUUUCAGCGACAAAAAUAGAUUUAGAAUUCAGAUUUCAUACAAAGCUUACUGUUCUGAAGGUUACUAUGGACUAAACUGCUCAGUUCACUGUCCCGGUAAUCCAAACAAAUGUGUUGUUGAUGGACGCACCUACUGUAAAACGGGAUGGACUGGUCAUAACUGUGACCAGGAUGUCAAUGAAUGCAAUGCAAGAUAUUUCUGCAGCCGGGGAACAUGUACAAACACUGUUGGUAGUUUCCACUGUACCUGCCAUGCUUCUGUCUACGGUUUAAAUUGUCAUCUUGAUGCGGAUGAGUGUCUGAUGGAACCUUGCAAGGGAGGAGAGUGCAUAAAUAAAAUCGGUAGUUAUGAAUGUCAUUGUCGAAAUGGAAUAUCAGGGAAAAACUGUGAAACAUUGAUUGGUACUACCUGUGACGGUAUUUCUUGUAGCAACAAUGGAUAUUGUACCAUUAGUAAUAGAAAACCUGUGUGUCGUUGCAAUUCCGGUUAUUCUGGAACAGACUGUUUCGACAGAGAUGUUUGCUUUAACAAUUUGUGUCAAUAUAAUUCAACAUGUGUUAACUAUCGAUCAACUUAUACCUGUCAAUGUCCAAAGGGUUAUACCGGAAAAUAUUGUGAUCAAAUUGACUAUUGUGUCAGCCGUCCGUGUGAAAAUGCUGGAAUCUGUGUCAAUAAUGUUUCAAGUUUCUCAUGCAGAUGCGUAGAUAAUUUCAUUGGCCCAAACUGUAAUACCUACAAACUCUGCGUGGGUAAAAGUUGUACUGGACACGGAGUCUGUUUGCCGCAAUACAAUGGGUACGAUUGCAACUGUUCUCAGGGAUACGUAGGCAAGGAUUGCGAAUCUACCGACUUCUGUUUUGGUAAGAUUUGUAGCAAAAACGGGGUGUGCAUUAGUGGAACUAAUGACUAUACAUGCAAUUGCAAUAAAACUUUUAUGGGCAAAGACUGUGAAACGGUUAAUCAUUGUUAUGAUAGGAACUGUUCUAACCAUGGAACAUGUAAAAACAACAAUAAUACAUACAGCUGUUCCUGUAAUCCGGGAUACACUGGGACAAAUUGUGAACACACUUAUUGUUACAAUAAUGGAUGUCAGAAUGGCGCAACUUGUCUCAGUGGAAACUCUAACUACACAUGCAUCUGUGCUGAUGGUUUCAUAGAUAAUCAUUGUCAAACACGGGAUUAUUGUCAUCAUCAAAAUUGCAACAGCCACGGUCGAUGUCAGAAUGAAACAUCGAAUUUUACCUGUCAAUGUCAACCAGAAUAUCGGGGAACAAACUGUGAACUAACAAACGACUGUUAUAGUAACCCGUGUUUACAUGGAACAUGCUCCAACACGAAUACCGGUUAUAACUGUUCAUGUUCUACAGGAUAUGUAGGUACAAAUUGUAAUGUACUCGAUCAUUGCUAUAACCAAAAUUGUUCAUUCCACGGUUCCUGUCAUAACAAAAUUAAUAACUACGAAUGUCGAUGUAUUGGCGGUUAUAUAGGUACAGACUGUGAAAUAACAGAUCAAUGUUACAAGAUAGACUGUUCAAAUCAUGGUACAUGUCAUAACAACAACAAUAAAUACAAAUGUACAUGUAAUCCAGGAUACACUGGGACAAAUUGUGAACACACUUAUUGUUACAAUAAUGGGUGUCAAAAUGGCGCUACGUGUCUUAAUGGAAACUCUAGCUAUACGUGUAACUGUGUUGAUGGUUUCCAUGGAAAUCGUUGUCAAACACGAAAUAAUUGUUCUAUUGAUAUGUGUAACGGACAUGGAAUUUGUGUGAAUAAUACAGGAGGAAAUUAUACAUGUUUAUGUGAAAACGGAUGGGAAGGGUCACAAUGCGAGGAAAAUAUCAACGAAUGUCUAUCAAGCCCUUGCAAGAAUAACGGAAAAUGCGUAGACAAAAUUAAUGGUUAUAGUUGUUCAUGUUCUAAGUAUUGGAAAGGGGACUCGUGCCAGGAGGAUGUUAACGAAUGUAGGUACUCUCCAUGUGGAUUAUACGGGACUUGUGUGAAUAGUGAAGGCAACUUUUCGUGUUUAUGUGGCCCUUUCUGGACAGGCAAACACUGUGAAAAUCGUGUCAAAUUGUGUUCUUUUAUGCCAUGCAAAAACAACGCUACUUGCGUUGACCUAGAGGAUACAUAUCACUGUCAGUGCAACGACAAAUUCAAAGGUCGACAUUGCGACAUUGAUAUUGAUGAGUGUUUAGUGUCUCCUUGUAAAAAUGGCGGCAGUUGCUUAAAUACACAUGGGUCAUACGUCUGCAAAUGCUCUGGGCAAAUAACUGGUUUUAACUGCGAGCAUAUGAUAAAUGACCAUAUUUAAUUUUGCAUCCAUACAUGCUAGC
Messenger RNA from Magallana angulata, 2839 nucleotides. Its product is annotated as fibropellin-1-like. The transcript is spliced from 6 exons. The coding region runs from base 28 to 2817 and encodes 929 amino acids. Gene Ontology annotation, molecular function: calcium ion binding. Lineage: Eukaryota; Metazoa; Mollusca; Bivalvia; Ostreida; Ostreidae. The record is from RefSeq and is a predicted model, not a curated record.